Molecule: messenger RNA, 1598 nt
Organism: Xyrauchen texanus (razorback sucker)
Lineage: Eukaryota; Metazoa; Chordata; Actinopteri; Cypriniformes; Catostomidae
Product: complement C1q-like protein 4
Exons: 4
Coding region: 142-822 (226 amino acids)
Molecular function (GO): protein binding
Source: RefSeq, a predicted model, not a curated record
CUCUCUCUCUCUCUCUCGCUCUCUCUCUCUCUCACACACACACACACACACACAAAUCUCCUCCAUAAAUAAACACAGAGGAAGGUGGAGUGCUGAGGCUAUAAAGCAGAGCACAACACACAGCAGAAACAGCCUUCAGACAUGAAAGGUGUAGCUGUGCUAUUCUGUGUGUUGCCAUUGGUGCUGGGGCAGGGACAGAUCUACUCCUGGGAUGAACCAGGACAAACUCCUGCUCCAGAUCUCAUCAACCCAUGUCUGGCUGACCAGAACUCAUGUGGUUGUUGUGUGAUGCAAAGACAAAAAUGGCAGUUAGAGCAGUACUUAAACUCUAGUCUGAAUUCACUGGAGGACCUGCUGACACGAGCACAGACUACACUCACGAACAUCAGAGAGAAUCGGGUGGCAUUUUCUGUGGGUCUAACCAACAAGAGACAUUGUGUUGGUCCAGUAAAGACAACGGCAAUAAAUGUGGUGUAUCAGAGCAUCUUUAUCAACAUUGGAGAAGCCUAUAACUCUACCACUGGUGUGAUUACGGUGCCACGGUCAGGCGUGUAUAACCUGGCUUUAACUGUGUUCAGCGAUGCAGGCUCACCAGGCUCACCACUGGCGGUCUGCACUAGUAUCAGACGAAAUGGUGUGGCACUAGCAGCACUUAGGGAGAUAUAUGAUCAAGACCAGGAAGAUCAGGCCACAGCAGUCAUUCUCGUGGAGCUUCGUGUCGGGGACCGUGUUUCUGUCAGUCUCCAACCCGGCUGCUGGCUGUGUGAUGAUCAGAAUCAUUAUAACACAUUUAGUGGAUUUUUGCUGUAUGCUACUGAUUAGGGCACGCACACAGGCUCACACACACACACACACACAAGUUCUUACACAUACAUACAUCUCACAAGACCGUGCUUAUGACAAGUUACAAGAAAGUAUUGGAGUACAAAAUGUAAUGCAUGGUUUAUGUGAUACAACAUGGUUUGAACACACAUAUGGUUUUGAAUAAUACACUGUCUUGUAAGACAAUUGGAUUUAUGAAAACACAUCUAUCAAUACUGAAGAUCGGUACACAAAAAAAUGUUGUGUGCUGUAUAAAUAUAAAGAUCCUGAACUUAUAUUUUAUUCUUUUUUUUUUUACAGAAAUGUUAGGUAUUUCAACCAGGUAGUUAUUCAUAUUUACCAAUAUGUUAUGAAGAUCAAAGCUUAGAUUUCUGUAUGUGUAUACGUGUUGGAUAAACGAGUAGAACAUUUUGUGGGAUUUGUUAGUUGGUGGGGUAUUUUUUGGUGAAGAAACAUUUCAUCUUUAAAUUUGUGUCAAACUAUAUUAAUGUACAAUUGUAUCAUCUGUUAUCAAUAAUAAUCAACAAAUCUCUCUUUUUCUUCUAUACAAAAUUCCUCUGAUUUGUUUCUUUUUCUCUGAGAAAAUUCGUUUCUCUGCAAACGAAUCUAACUCAAAAUCCAAGCGCCACAAAAUCCCAUUCACGCUAUUCAUUUCCUUUCUGCAAAUUUUCUGCAGAGAUUUAAGAAACAUUUGAAUGGAUUAUAUAUUUUAACAUUACAUAGAAACUGUUGCAGGAUUACAGCACUGGGAUGAACUACACUACACCACACAAACA